This is a messenger RNA of Coprinopsis cinerea okayama7#130, 1287 nucleotides long. Its product is annotated as inositolphosphorylceramide synthase. NCBI's taxonomy places the organism in Eukaryota, Fungi, Basidiomycota, Agaricomycetes, Agaricales, Psathyrellaceae. The transcript has a single exon. The coding region runs from base 28 to 1287 and encodes 419 amino acids. Gene Ontology annotation, biological process: sphingolipid biosynthetic process; inositol phosphoceramide metabolic process. Gene Ontology annotation, cellular component: inositol phosphoceramide synthase complex. The record is from RefSeq and is a predicted model, not a curated record. Gene Ontology annotation, molecular function: inositol phosphoceramide synthase activity.
GUCGACACAGCGCACUCCAACGACGGCAUGGCAUCCCCCGGCACUUUCUCGCUGUUGUCUCAGGCGCUGGUGGCCGCCUGGGCUCGGCUUGACAAGUCAUUCUCGCCGACUCUGACGAUAAAGAAGCUCAGAGCACACCACUUUCGGCCGGCAGACCUCAUUUACAUCGUCCACUUUCUCCUCGCCACCUUUUGGUUCACGAUUAUGCAAGACCCGCCGUUCCCAUUGAAACUCCUCAUCCCGGCCGUGUGGAUCCUCGCCCUCCUCAUCCCGGCAACGUCCCAGUUCUUUUUGCCGGCGACGCCGAUCUUCAGCUACCUCCUCGCGUUCUAUUCCUCUCGCUUCGUCCCGGCGAGCAUCCGUCCAGCCAUCUCCGUCUCCAUCCUCCCCACCCUCGAAUCCGUCCUGUACGGCGCAAACAUCUCCGAUAUCCUCACCCGAUUCACCCAUCCCGUCCUCGACGUCAUCGCGUGGAUCCCAUAUGGUGUCGGCCAUUUCACCCUCCCCUUCGUCGUCGCUAUCUUCGUCUGGCUUUUCCGCUCAAAACGGGCGCUAAUGCUCUGGGGAAGCGUCUUUGGAUGGAUGAACCUCACCGGAGUCCUUAUCCAAAUUGUCUUCCCCUGCUCGCCCCCGUGGUACGAAGUCAUCCACGGCCUCAUGCCAGCCAACUACUCCAUGAAGGGUUCCCCCGGCGGUCUGGCCCGCAUCGACGCCCUCCUGCAUACCCAAAUGUAUACCACGGCCUUUACCAAUUCGCCCAUGGUCUUCGGUGCCUUCCCCUCGCUGCACGCAGGCGCGGCAACGAUGGAGGCCCUGUUCAUCUCCCACUUUUUCCCCCAGCUCACCAAAUUCGUCUGGGCCUACACAGCAGUGCUGUAUUGGGCCACAAUGUACCUCACACACCACUACCUCAUCGACGUCGUCGGCGGUGCAUGCAUGGCCACCGCAUUCUUCUACCUCUUCCUCCCAGACGACCUCAAGGGCAAAGCUGCACUCGAAGGUCCGGCCAACUUCAACUUUGUCAAGCCCUCGAAAUACCAGGUGUACGAUCUAGAGGAGCCGCGGGGGCCUGUUGCGCAGGAUUUUGAGCCGGCAGAGUCGGAGGAUGAAGAAGUCGACAUCACGUAUCGAUCGCCAGUCCCUGCUGUAGCCAAGUUCCAGAAGCAACAGGAGAAAGGCCAUAGACAUACCGCCAGCAUUGCGAGUCUUAUUAGAAGCGAUGAGAGGGGUCCGGAAGAAGGGUGGAGUCCAGUGACGAGCUCGUUUGGCAACUCGUCUAGGGUGUAG